Molecule: messenger RNA, 555 nt
Organism: Ixodes scapularis (black-legged tick)
Lineage: Eukaryota; Metazoa; Arthropoda; Arachnida; Ixodida; Ixodidae
Exons: 1
Coding region: 1-555 (184 amino acids)
Biological process (GO): DNA integration
Molecular function (GO): nucleic acid binding
Source: RefSeq, a predicted model, not a curated record
AUGAAAGCUGUGUGCGCCAGAUUUGGAGUACCUGAUGAACUAGUCUGUGACAAUGGACCGCCAUUUAAUGCCGCGAAAUUCAAAGAGUUCCUCACCAGCUGGGACAUCGCCUACAAUCCCAGCUCACCCUACUACGCCAGAUCGAAUGGACUUGCUGAAAGAUCCAUUCAGACCAUAAAGCACGCACUUCAGAGGGCUGUAGAAGAUGGAAAAGACCUCUUUGUUGUGCUUAUGUAUGCUAGAAGCACUCCCAUGGAUGGACUGAAGUCGCCUGCAGAGCUCCUAAUGGGCAGAAAAAUCCGCACACUGGUCCCGAUGAAUCCAACUCAACUGCAGCCCCACUACAACUGCACCGAGGCCCAAUCUCGUCUACAUUUUCGUCAGGAACGGCAGCAUCGGCAUGGGGAUAAGAGAACCAAGCCCUUGGUUGCACUUCAGAAAGGCCAGAAAGUGUGGUUUCAGCACUGUGGCAAGUGGACACCAGGCUACAUUAAUUAUGUGGGACCCCAGCACCGCUCAUACGUUGUGAUGACACCGGAAGGGCACCAUGUAUAG